UGAGAGGUGUAACAGUGAAUAACGACUUCCACGGCUUUACAGACAUGGAGCGACAAAGCAUCAAUUACAAGCUUGAUGUGGGACCUGAGGAGGAUGAGGAAAAUGCGAAUGGUAUAAAGACUCUGAUGGUGUUGCUGGCUGGAGAGGGAAGAAACGAGGGAGAGAGUGGACGGGGCCUGCCUGGGUCGGGAGUCUCAGCAGCGGAAGGAUACAGAGCAGGAGAAUUAAGUGCAGGUGGGCUUGCUGCGCCAGUAGCCGACCUCAUGGAUAACAACAACCAAGAGGACCUUGGUGCCACUGGCUGUGCCCAGGAGAAGGAGAAGCAGCCAGAGGAGCCAGUCCCUGAUUCCAUGGGGGAUUUGGAAAAUGUAAAGCCUAUGUCAGGGCCGUGGUCCACUGUUAAUCCUGUGAGAGUGUUGGUGCCUGAAUUCCUUCACGGUUGGCAACAGAGCUUCAAUGUGCUGCAACUACAAGAGCUGGAGAGCAUCUUCCAGUGCAAUCACUACAUCAGCACUACAGAGGCAAAGUGUCUGGCAAGAUCCAUGGGUGUGAGUAAAGCCACAGUGCAGGAAUGGUUUUUGAAGAGGAGAGAGAAAUACAGGAGUUAUAAGAGGCUGUAAAGGCUCAGAGGUCCUCUUCCUGCAUUCCGGAGCAUCUCUCUGUGAAGGCUGUGGAGAAGCCCCAGGCAGCCACCCAUGCUCAAGUCACUGUAGACAGAUGAUGUUGUGCCGCCAAAGUCCUGUUACAACACAGUUAUCUCCUUAAUACUUGUAUUUGCAAUAAAGAGCUGAAUUCUCAAU
Mus musculus (house mouse) is the source of this 800-nucleotide messenger RNA. It is a transcript of the gene Rhox2g, whose product is annotated as reproductive homeobox 2G. The transcript has 4 exons. The record is from RefSeq and is marked validated. Gene Ontology annotation, molecular function: DNA binding. Bases 45 to 620 code for a protein of 191 amino acids. Gene Ontology annotation, cellular component: nucleus. Gene Ontology annotation, biological process: positive regulation of gene expression; positive regulation of transcription by RNA polymerase II. NCBI's taxonomy places the organism in Eukaryota, Metazoa, Chordata, Mammalia, Rodentia, Muridae.